CCUGCACAAUACAGAUCUAUGUGUGUUACAGUCCUCCCCCCACCUCCCAAUUGUUUAGAAUAACUACUAAGCAAAGUGGCAGAGUAGGUACAGUGAAACGGCUGACAUCACUGAAAUUCUGUUCUGCUCCACAGCAGUUCAUUCGGUAAAGGUAGUGGACAUCAUUCAUUGGACAAGAGGAGUUCAGAGGAGGAUAGGUCCACAGAAAGCGGCUGUUAAGCAUCAGUUAUUGUUGAACUUCUCUGUGAGUCUAUUCUGAAACCAGGUGACAGCAAGAGAUGGUAAGUAAUAAUUACUAUUAUAAUCUGAUUAUGUCUACAUUUUCAACACCCAAGUAUUGAUCAUCAUUAUAAAAACACAGUGCUCAAAAGUCUGCAUUUAUUUUAUUGAUCAUUCUUUUAAAUAAUAUUUUUUUUAUAAGUGUGUGAAAUAAAAUGUCUUCUUUUUAAGAAAUACAAUAUUUUAAUAUUGCAAUGUUCUCAAUACGCUUCAUAAAUCAAUUUUAAGAUAUUUUAGAGCGUUAAUCAGAACUGCAGAUGUUUUGACAUUUGGUUUGACACACACAUACACACACACACACACACACACACACAGGUGUAUAAUGACACAGAUCAUGACUUGUCUUAUGAAACCAUAUAGUGUCAUGAUAACUUGUCAAAAGAGGUUAUUCUAAAAAAGCGUGUGCCCACUUGUUUAUCAACAACAGGCCUCUGAAGCAUGUCUCAUACAAAAUAAAUAGAUAUGUACAUAUUGUCUUUUAUCAAACAGACUGAGAUAAGACAUAGAAUGUCACUGGAGCUUAAGGGUUAAUUAUUUAAUUAAAAUAAUAAUUAUAAAAUAAUAAGUAAAAAAAUAUUUUAAUUAUUUAAAAUGCAAACAAGAUAAUGAUGAAAAAAAGGUCAUAGUAGUAUUCUCAUAGAACAUGUGUCAUGUCAUACUAUCGUGCAAAAAAUAAAUUUAAAAAAUUGAUUUACAUUGAUAAUUCGACAUUUAGCAUGCCCAGCAAUGACAAACCUCUUCAUUACAUGUUUUCAUUGUUUCUGUAAAACUAAUACUAUAAUAAUAAUAAUAAUUAAAUACUAUAAUAAUAAUUAUGAUUUUAUUUAAACCAUAUUCUGGAUGAGUCAACAUAUGCUUAAUAAUCCAAACAGGUCAGUAAUUUACCUAUACAGGAAAACUGAGCAAUCAACAAGUUUUAGCAGACAGUUUUAAUUAUGUGUAGAAGAUAUUGGUGGCAACAAGUUAGCAUGUAUAAGAAUUGUCACACUAAAUAUUCCACAGGAGAGAAAAAGCCAUAAACUAUACAGGCACUGUCACUCUUGGGUGCCAUUGAAAGCAAGUUAAGGAGGAGUGGGGGGCAUUUGCCACAUUUUGUCCUACGCUGCUGACACCUAUGAAAACACAACUUGCUUCUUUAAUGGUCCAUAUUUAUUCUUAUUUAUUACUGAAAAUGAAAUCUCAUGCUUUUUAAUAAAUUAGUUCCAUUACAGAAACAAUAAUUGCUUUGUUUCUGCAACUAGACUCUAAGCAGGAGAGACGUGCAAAAAGGAUAGGGGAGGGUGUGUGGAAAAGAUGAUACACCUCGUCGGGAGGCAAAGGCAAGGUAGAGAGAAAGUGAUAGUGUUGGAGGAAGGGACAAUUUAAAGGGACACUCUUAGCACAAUAACUAGAACAGCUUAUUGUAGCAGUUACGGUAAAGUCCUAGUGAAACCAUUUUUGGGAUGAAAAAACGUGGCUCUCCCCAAUCAAAAUCCAGUCUCUGUGCAGCUGCCAAGACAAUAUAUAUAAUCCCACUUCUAUAUUCUCUGUACAAAUCGUUACAGACUGGUUAGAUAUAUUGGCUGUCAUUGAUGCUUAGUGGGUUCAUUACUGGAACAAUUAAUUACACCUAUUGUUAUCACAAUAUGGAGCGGUAUAAAUUCAAAUGCUGUCGCAGAAUGGUUUAGAAUUUUGUGAAAAUCUCUUUAUUUAAAAAUUUUACAUUCAAAUGAACCCUCAUUGCUCCUACGCGUUUGCUCAUUCUCUGAGCAAAGCUAAAGAUGGUUUACAAAAUUUGCAUUCAUGUCCCCUGUACUUCCAGGUAAAGUGUAAACACAAUGAUUUGUUUCAAGAUUUGCUUGAUGUCGUCAUGGCAUUCAUAAUUACAUUUAAGUGUGCAUUCACUUAUUAUUGAUUCUAGUCGUUAAUUAUAAAGAUAAUACAUUAAGCUCUACCCUUUAUUACAAAAUGACAGUGAAGGUCAUGUAGGAAAGAGAACAAUAUUUAGGGAAUAGUAAUAUUCCAGAGGGUUUGCAUAUAUAGAAACAAUAUACAUUUUAUAUUUGCACUUUUAACAAAUACUGUCAUUGUGACUGUGGCAGUAAAUGUCGAUGGGAAAAAAAUAAAGAAUUAAUUUUUGCACCUCUUUCUUAAGCAUUAUGAACAUCAAAACUCUGAACAAAAAAAACAAACAAAACAUUAAAACCGCACAAGAAAACAAUGGCGCAGCGAGGUAUUAUUUGGCAGAAAGACAUACUUAAAUAGAUGCAAAUUGCAAAAUACAUCACAAUAGACAUAUUAAAAGCAACUGCAACACGUUUAAGCCUAUUAUUAACCCUAUAUUUUUACAUUGUGCUACUGAAAUUGGCAACAAAUAUAUAGCUUAAAUAAUAUAGUUAUUUAAGUGUGCACUGUAUGUCUAUAAAGCAAGCGCAAUUAAAAUAAAAUUAAAAUAAAUGUAUCGUACUGAAUUCCAAUCUAAUGUACAUAAUGUUAUCUGAAAUCAUAUUGAUACAAAUGUAGUGAUGUUUUCAAAGUGAGAUCCAUCUUCGUCAGGAUUGCAUUUCAAAUACCAAUCAAUAUUUGGCUGAUGGGUACAUAAAACCAAUACAAUCAGCUUCACUUUGUCAUGUACCCUGGGACCUGAGGAGGGCAUUGCAAGUGACACCUAUAACAGGCAGGUCUGCCCACUUACUAAAACAACCAUACAGGGAGCGCUGCUGGAGCAGUCUCUGCAUGGUCCGCAGCAGAACGCGAGAGCAUUGAAUGAUGUGCUCGCGUUAUGCUUCCCGGGGACUGGGGACACCAGGGAUUUAAAUUGGGAUGGCAUGACAGGAUCCUGAAAGCAGCACUGUCCCAGGAUUGUUGGGUGGCAUGUGAGAUAAAACUUAAAGGAUCACUAUAGGGUCAGGAAGACAAACAUGUAUUCCUGACCCUAUAGUGUUAACACCACCAUCUAGCCCCCCUGAGCCCCUCAUGCCUCCAUAAAUAUAGCAAAAUCUUACUGUAUUCAAGCCAGAAGCUGUAGAUCUGCAUGCUGUUAGAUUCAGAAAAACAAGCUGUCUGCUGACAUCAUCAGAAGUGGUAGCCUGAUCCAAUCACAAUGCUCCCCUAUAGGAUUGGCUAAGACAGACAAGGAGGCAGAUCAAGGCAGAGCCAGCAUGAUUCAAACACAGCCCUGGCCAAUCAGCAUCUCCUCAUAGAGAUGAAUUGAAUCAAUGAAUCUCUAUGAGGAAAUUUCAGUGUCUGCAUGCAGAGGGAGGAGACACUGGAUUUUUGGAUGGAUUUUAGGCAGCCAUGACCCAGGGAGGAUCUCUAACAGCCAUCUGAGGAGUGGCCAGUGAAGUUAUCACUAGGCUGUAAUGUAAACACUGCAUUUUCCCUGAAAAGACAGUGUUUACAGCAAGAAGCCUGAAGGUAAUGAUUCUACUCACCAGAACAAAUUCAAUAAGCUGUAGUUGUUCUGGUGACUAUAGUGUCCCUUUAAAAUUUGUGCGUUCCUCUCCCCCACAGCCAUACCCCAUUCCCCCCUUCUCUCUCCCCCACUUCACUGCUUUUUUUUCAUCUUCCCUUUUGCCAUAAUCUAUACAUACCCUUAACACAUUUAAUCUCCAAAUUCUUUAGUCUUCCAUUCCACCCCCCUUUUGCCACUUUUGCCUUAUUCAUAAUCAUUUUGUCAUAUUCCCUAAUUUGUUCACCUAUUGUCAAAUUUCCCCAAUUCAUGUCCUCUUCCUCUCCAGUCCUGCUGAGGUUCCCCAUGGAAUUAAGAGAGAGUUAAAUGUGGUGAGUUUGUUACUUUAAAGUGCAUUUUCCACGUUUGUGAUACAGGAAGCAGGUCUGCAAUGUGAGGUCCUAUCCCAUCACCUGCUUCCUGUUUGAUAUGCAUCUGUCCAGGGAUGGCAGGGUGGAGUUUGCGCUACCUAGUGCAUGCCAGGUCUUCCAACACUAGACACCAGGAAAAUAGAGACUAUUGUGGCCCAUCUCCUUUUCGCAUAACACUGAGAAGCAGUUUGGAAAAAAAUACAAUGAAUUAUAUAGGCAUAUGCUUGUUUCACUAGCCCAAGAAGGAGUUUAAGCACUUAAGCAUCUGUGGCAUCUCAUUACAGAUCUAUUUAAAUUGUGAUAUCGGGUCUGAGCAAGUUAUUGGGGUAGUGACAUAGUUACAAAGCUGAAAAGAGACUUGCAUCCACCAAAAUGGCAGUGAGAUAGAUCCUUGGAUCAAACAGCUAUUACCCCACUAAUUAGAACAUUAUAUCCCUGUAUGUUAUGUUUUUGGAAGUAUUUAUCCAAUUGCUGUUUUAACAUCUGAUUGGACUCUGAUCAAACCACUUCUUCAGGCAGAAAAUUCCAUACCUUAACUGUAAAAAAAAUAAAAAAACCUUUUCUUUGCCUUAGAUAAAAUCUCCUUUCUUCCAACCUAAAUGCGUGACCUCAUUUCCUAUAUAUAGCCCUGUUUAUGAAUAGAUUUCCACACAAUAAUUUGUAUUGGCCCUGGAUAUAUUUGUAUAAUGUUAUAAUAUCCCUUCUGAGAUGAUGAUUUUCUAAAAUAAAGAGGUUUAAAUGUGUUAACCUUUCUUCAUAGCUGAUAUGGUCCAUUCCUAUUAUUAAUUUUGUACUUUUUGGACUUUUUCUAGUGCCAUAAUAUCCUUCUUUAGAUCAGGUGCCCAAAAUUGCACAGCAUAUUCAAGAUGUGGUGUAACCAGUGAUUUAUAAAGAGGCAAAUGAAAGAAUGAAUGCCCUUUUUUAUGCAUGACAAUACCUUACUGGCCUUAGCCACUGGUGAUUGACAUUGUACACCGUUGCAUAGUUUGUUGUCUAUAACAAUUCCCAAGUCCUUUUCGUGUGUUGUUAUCUCUAAUUUGCUUCCAUUAAGGGUAAACGUUGCUUGUGCAUUCUUUACGCCAAAGUGCAUAACUUUGCAUUUUUCCACAUUAAACUUAAUCUGCCAUUUGAGUGCCCAGUCCCCCAGUCUAUCUAAAUCCCUCUGCAGCAAAGUAAAGUAAUAAUACAAAAUCCAAAUAGAUCACAUCCACUGCAACAACCUGAUCUAUACUUCUACUUACUUAGUUAUUAUUUAUAAAGUGUCAACCUACUUCUUAGUAAUUCACUAAACAAUAAUGACAUCACAUGUUUUGUGUAUAGGAAGAGGUGAUGAGGACACAGUACAUAUAAAUUGCAUAACCUAGUUACAGGGUUUAUAGUAUUUGUAGAAAAGAAGGAGAAAUUGUGUUAGAGCCAACAACAAAAAAGGGGGUGAGGGGUUAUCAGACAGAUAUAGAGAUAGGAAUAAAAUGGUUAUCCAAUAUGCUUCCCUAAAGAAUUUGAGAAUUUAUUUAAGAUUUGUUUAAAGGACAGCACACUAAGAGAAGGUCUAAUGGGAAGAAAUAUUUCCUAAUAACUUAGUAGUCCUAGAGGCAUAUUGUAAAUGAAAGUGGAGUGCAGGGGUGGAAUCCACAAACAUAAGCCAUUGGCAGAGCGAGGAACCAAGAUAGACUGUACUUUACUAAGAAUAAAGCAGUCAUGGAAGGCACAAUCGGUAACAAGGAUUUACAUUUAUAAUCUCAAAUGCAGAAUAAGAAUACACAAAGUAUUAGUGAACUACGUGGGGGAAAAGGUGAGGAGAUAAACUAGGUACCUGCUUUUGUAAUGGACUGUAAGGUGGAAAUCUGGCCAUGUAUAAGACUGAAGAAGAGUAGGGUGCAAAGAAAUAAAUGGAAAAAUCUGAAUGUAAAGAGUUGUAGUUAUGUUUUGUAGUAGAAAAAUGGAAAUAUGAGCUAUAUUUUAGAGUAAAAACAGCAACAGAACAUGGAAAUUGACUGGAUGUUAGGACUGAAUGACAGGUCAGAACCAAAAAGCUGGCAAUGUUUUAGUGGACUAAGAAUCGGGAAGUCAUCCAAUCAGAUGGAAAAGUUAGUUUGUGAUGUAAUCAAAGAAGCAAAAUGAUCUUUCUUUCUGAAUAAUUGGAUUAACAUUGCUAACAAUAUUCUUCAUAUUCUUACUACUCUCUAUCUCUCACAUGGACUUGGGCACACCUGCUCCAUGUUCUUCUACUCUCCUUUCUUUAGUCCUGUUUCCUAUUCUCUAUCUCCACUUUUCUUUAUUCUGUUUACAUACUUUGUAUCCAACUCCCCUCAUUCUCUCUCAUCAUCCACCCUUCCCUACUAGCCCCCCUCCUUUCUCAACACUAUAACCAAAGCACUGGGUAAUGGCAUCACCGGGAUUUGGCACCACUCACUUCAGUGUUAUUUUGAUUUGCAUUGCCAUUCUCAUGGGCAUAUUAAAGCCCUGGUGCCAAUUUUAUAGCCCCCUCCUUCUUCCUUUUUUCCAUUAUCCAUCGACACUUUCACAUUCCUCCUACCUACACUCAUGGUAUCUUUUAUGGACUUCAUCGUAGUUUCAUCAUAACUUAACAAUCAUUCAUUCAACACUUUUUUAAAGUUGACUGUUUUUAUUUGUACUCUUUCUCUGCUGACUCCUUACCAGAAUUGAUCCCUUUGCUUUCUUUUUUUCCCUCCUGUUAUGUUCCCCUUUUCUAAAUGUUAUUAAUUUAAAAAAAAACUAAAAAAGAAUAUAAAAAAAAAAAAAAGUAGCAGGAUAAUAGAUUGAGGGAUAAUCUAAUAUCUUGGUGUCCUCAAUAUAGACUUUAUUAGAUUGCCAAGAGAACACGGUGACCAAAUAGGUGGACCAAACAGAGCUUUGAGGAACCCCAACUGGGAGAGGCAGCAUGGAGGAAAACCAGUAACACGAGAGAGCAGUGUCCAAGUUAUAAUAGUGAGAUUCAGGCCCGGACUGGCCAUCGGGCACACCGGGCAAAUGCCCGGUGGGCCGCGGUGGCCAUGGGCCGAGGCCGGCAGGGGAGGUCCCAGGAUCUCCCCUGCCGGUCUAUGCAGGGCCGGCGCUAUCCGAGCGCCGGCCCCGCUGUGUUCCAUGAAGGGCCGGUGGGGAGAUCAAAGAUCUCCCUCACCGGCCCACAUGCAUUCAAACGCGGCCGCCGGCGGGGAGAGAGGGAGGGAGCCAGCCGCCAGGAGAGAGGACCCGGCGGAGCUCUAACUUGCAGCUCCGCCGGGUUUCUCUCGCGAGAUCCGGACCGUUGCUAUGGCAACCGGCCGGGUCUCGCGAGAGUGAACUCUAGCCCCAAAGGGCUAGAGUUCACUAACCACGAGGACCACCAGGGAUGGCUGGCAGGAGCACGACCCCCCCCCCCCUUCCAGACUACAGGUAAGAAUAGAGGGGGUGGGGGGGAUAUAAUGUAUUUAUUAUUAUGUAUUUAUUAUUAGUAUUUAUUAGUAUGUAUUUAGUAUGUAUUUAUUUUUAUUAUUUAUUAUUAGUAUUUUUAUUAGUAUGUAUUUAUUAUUAGUAUUUAUUAUUAUGUAUUUAUUUUUAUUAUUUAUUAUUAUUAUUAUUUAUUAUUAUGUAUUUAUUUUUAUUAUUUAUUAUUAUUAUUUAUUAUUAUGUAUUUAUUUUUAUUUUUUAGUAAAACAUUAAUAGUUCCAUUUACCUGCCUCCCCCAAUACAAAAUCCUGGCAAACACACCCAGCACCCUAACACAUACACAGCACCCUAACACCAGCACUCUAACAUUGACACAGCACCCUAACACCAGCACCCUAACAUUGACACAGCACCCUAACACACACACAGCACCCUAACAUUGACACAGCACCCUAACACACACACAGCACCCUAACACCAGCACCCUAACAUUGACACAGCACCCUAACACCAGCACCCUAACAUUGACACAGCACUCUAACACCAGCACUCUAACAUUGACACAGCACCCUAACACACACACAGCACACUAACACCAGCACCCUAACACACACACAGCACCCUAACACUCACACAGCACCCUAACACCAGCACCCUAACAUUGACAGAGCACCCUAACACCAGCAACCUAACACACACACAGCACCCUAACACUCACACAGCACCCUAACACCAGCACCCUAACACCAGCACCCUAACAUUGACACAUCACUCUAACACACAGCACCCUAGCACUCACACAGCACCCUAGCACUCACACAGCACCCUUACAUACACACAGCACCCUAACACUCACACAGCACCCUAACACCAGCACCCUAACAUUGACACAUCACCCUAACACAAGCACCCUAACAUUGACACAUCACCCUAACACACACACAGCACCCUAACACACACACAGUACCCUAACACAUACAGCAACCUAGCACACACACACAUCACCCCAACACAUACACAGCACCCCAACACAUACACAGCAACCCAACACACACACAGCACCCCAACACACACACAGCACCCCAACACACAUCACCCUCACACACACAUCACCCUCACUCACACAGCACCCUCAAAUACACAGAACCCUCGCACAGUGCCCUAACACAUAGCGCCCUCACACACAGCACCCUCAACACAGCACCCUCAACACAGCACCCUCACACACACAUACUGCACCCCCACACACUGCACCCUCCCACACACAUACUGCACCCCCCACACACACAGCACCCUCCCACACACACUAUACUCCUCACAAAUGCACACUACACCCCUCACACACAGCACCCCCCAAACACACUGCACCACUCACACACUCACUAGAUACUCCUGAGUCCUUCAAACACACACUAGAUCCCCUACACACAGAUGCUGCACCACUUACACACACACUACAUUUCUGACAUACACACUCAGGAUCCCCUAUGAACACACUAGAUACCCUUUAAGCAAACACAUAGUGUCUCCAUAAAUGGGAUACAGUGAGUAUUCCAAUUAUGGAAACCCCUGAGACAAGUUUCAAGCAAACACAAUGCAAGCAUGUUAUUAAAUUUGCUUGCGCUGUGCAGAUCAAAUACAGGGCCCCUUUCUCAUGCCCUGGAAGAGCAUUGAACCAACAUGCUCACUUUGAGAUGGGGCGUGCUUGUCAUUGGGGAUGACAAAACACACCCUAUCUGGUCCCGCCCCCUUUUCAGUGGGCCGCUGUAAUUAAAAAUGCCCGGGCCGAAUUUUUUCCCCAGUCCGGCCCUGGUGAGAUUAGGGGUGGUAUCCCCUUUGCUGCCAUAAUUUCUAAAGUAAACUCACUGUGCACUCAAAUCUGAUUGAAAAUGAAAGCAUUCUUCAUGUAAGCUCUGUGAGUAACAGCCAGGUGAGGUGUGGCUACAGCUGCAUGAAACAAAACAAAAGUGAUUUAACUCCUAAAUUGCAGAAAAUUGAAUCUGCAGGGACAUGAUCUAUGUACCAACACCGUUUUUUUAAUCUAAGGUUGUUUUCAUGCUUAGAGUCUUUCUUCGACAUUCAAACUCACAUUUAGGCUGAUGAUUUUAGAUUCAUUUAACUUUUACUGUGGUUCUGUAUUUAUUUUUAUUUCUGAUACGAAUUAUUUAUUUAUAAACUAUUUUACCAGGAAACACAAUACAUACAAAAUUUAACAUAGAACAGGUAGGAAAUAUAUAAUCAACCAAUACAGGCGCAUUCUGUUUUGAGGUAUGUAGAGAGGGAUCUCUUAAAGGACUUUAGGCUUGGGGAAGAUUUGAAAGUGUGCGAGAGGUUGUUCCGUAAUUGCGGUGCUCUGUAGGAAAAGGAGGAUCGGGCUGCUUUCUUUUUGUAUUGAGGUAGACUAAAUAAAGUGCUGGUACUGGAUCAGAGGUUAUAGGAUGCUGGGGAAAGCAUUCUGCAAAGGGAGGGUGGGAGUUUCCCAGAAAAGCUCUUAAACACAAGGCUGGAAAGAUGAAGGGUGCAUCUGGAUUCCAGCGACAGCCAGUUUAGUUCUUUUAGCAUAUCACAUGGUGGGUUACAUUGUAAUUACAUUGUAGCACAAAUCGUCAGAACGAGUUAUACAAUGUAUUGAGUUUAUUAAGGUGAGUUUGCGGUGCAGGUGCAUAUACUACAUCCCCAUAAUCAAUGAUUGGCAUCAGCAUAUUUAUUGUGUGUAAGGGUUGUGAGUAAUUUUUCUAUUAGAGUUAUUGAAUUUACAGUGCCUUUUUUACUUGAUUUUUUUUGUACUUUGUAUUUUAUCAGAAUAUUUAGCUUGAUUAUUUUUGAGUGGAAGAGAUAAAUUGGGGAAGUAGCCCUGUUCUGGCACUAUGUUCUCUGGUGCUCUUCCUUUUGUGACCAAAUUAUUAUUAUUUUAGUAGACUGUCCUCUAAUACCAGGCCUAUAAUUGUUAUGUUGUAUCUGUUGUUUCUGUCCCAUUCUUUCAGACUGUGUGCAACACAUGUGAAAUAACAUAUAACUUGAAUAAUAAGUUAUUAUUAACAUCUGAAUAACUUAUUUAUCUUAAAUUCAUUUAUUGAACUUAUUUUUGAGAAUGAAUGGGGAAGAAGCCCUGUUCUGGCACUAUGUUCUCUGUUGCUCUUCCUUGAGUGACCAAAUUAUUAUUAUUUUUUAUUUUAAUUUAUUUCUUCACUUAGAAAACAACAGGCUCUCUGUUUCAAAGAUGUAACUUUAAUUUAUGCCAACAUAUAUAGAGAUCUGCCAUCAUACCCUCUAGCCUCCCAUUAACAUUAAAUAUGGUCAUGUUCUUUUUGCCUUUACUAAUGUCCGCAGUUUAUAUUAAAACAGUCCCCCUCCAAUAAAUGCAGUUCCCAGAACGCAGGUGUUGCCUUGCCCUUUAGAUGAUCCUUGGCAAGCUUGGUGAAUAUCUUUUCAUUAUGCCAUGUUCACAUUCACUUACCUUACUGUGAAUAGGCAUUUUUUAUCAAACAAUGCGUAAGUCCUAAGUCUCAACAAGUGAAAUCCAACCUUCAAAAUGUAUUCACUGUUAGCGUAUUAAGAAACACAAAUAUGUUGGCCUCAAGCCUGGGUAUCAUUCAUUCUUUUCACAAAGCUCUACUCAGUCAAUUGGUUUUAAAUUACUUGCCAGUCUUUGUGUAUCAAUUUCCUUUUUUCGAGUUCUUUUGCCUUUGAUUGCUGAAAAUUAUUUUAUCAAAAAUAAAUAGCAAGACUAAAGGGUUUAAUAUAUAUAUAUAUAUAUGUACUGUACAUAUAUAUAAAUAAGUAUUGGGGGGGGCUAUGGGACGUAAAUGCCCUACCAUGUGAUAAAAUGUACAGUAUUCACUAUAGUCACAGAGAAAUCCCAGGCUUCUGUGUUGACGGACUGCAUAAAUCAUUUCUGACAUAAAAGCAGGCACUUCAAGCACAUUCCAGGUAAGAACACAACACAAGUCAUUUUGGUUUUAGCCUCAUUUUCAUGCCGUAUUAAUAUCCACAUUAUUUAGAUUUUUUUUUUAAAUAUAUAACUUUGUAGCUUUCUGCAGUGUAACUCCACCCAGUUAGCCAAUACUGCUCUUUUCACAAAGUAACUUCCUUAUUAGAUGUACUCAGCUCAGCCAUUGAGAGGCAAGUAAGAGCUGAGUUAAUGACAUUACUCCAUCCCACAUUCAAUAAUGUUGCUUUUAUUAUCUGCCUCUUUUCUCUUAGCAUGGUUUUGAUAUACUAUACAAGAUAAGAGUACAGUGAUUGGUUGUGAGUGAAGUCAGCAGCUCAAUCUCUCAUUGGCUGAGCUGUACUAUUUAAAUUCCAACCAGUAAAACAUUUUGUGGUAAUGGAUGGCAUAGCUUAGGGGGCUUUAGCCCUGUUUCCUAUUCUCUAUCUCCACUUUUCUUUAUUCUGUUUACAUACUUUGUAUCCAACUCCCCCCAUUCCCUCUGAUCAUCCAUCCUUCCCUACUAGCCCCCCUCCUUUCUCAACACCAUAACCAAAGCACUGGGUAAUGGCAUCGCCAGGAUUUAGUAUCACUCACUUCAGUGUUAUGCUUCCAAGAUCUGCAACACAUUUAUAUUUUUUCAGCAAAGGAGGAGAUUUGAACAGGGAGAAAAACUAUGCAUUGAUAUUAGCCAAAAUCUAUCAAAUGUACUUAAAGGGACACUAUAGUCACCAAAACAACUUUGACUUAAUGAAGCUGUUGUUGUGUAUAGAUCAUGCCCUUAAGUCUCACUGCUCAAUUACCUGCCAUUUAGGAGUUCAAUAACGUGUGUUUCUGUUUAUGAAGCCCUAGUCCCAACUUCCCUGGCUGUGACUCACACAGCCUGCAUGAAAAUAAUGGUUUCACGUUCAAUCAGAUGUAGCUUACUUUAAAAAAAUAUUUUAUCUCCUGCACUCUAAAUUGAACUUUAAUCACAUUCAGUAGGCUCCUGCAGGGUCUAGCACGUUAUUAACAGAGCAGGAGAUAAGAAAUUGUAAAUUAAAUAGAAUUUGAAACAAAGGAAGUAUAAACAUUAGAUGACUUCAGAGGAAGCGUUAAGGAAGUCUGUGUAAGUCACAUGCAUGGAGGUGUGACUAGGGCUAUGUAAACAAAAUGAUUUUACUCCUAAAUGACAGAAAAUUGAGCUAUGAGACUGCAGGGGCAUGAUAUAUACACCAAAACUGCUUCAUUAAGCUCAAGUUGUUUUGGUGUCUAUCGUGUUGGGAAUACAAAUGUAUAGUGUCCUGCUAAUGCUAUAGGCCAUACCCCUACCAUUUCAAAUGUAAACAUAUUAGUUGACUUACUAAUUAUAACCUAUGCAACUAAAAUUUAUUUUAGAACAAGAACAAUGUACUUUAUUGAAGAUCAAGAAGACCCAUUAAGGCUGAUAACAUUACAGAGAGAUUGUAUCCAAAUGAGUUUAAAGGAUACUGUUGAGCUAGGAGGGGGGAGGCAGGUAGAGUGGUAGUGCCAUGAAUACAGCUUUGUAUUCCUGGCACUACCGCUCUACCUGCCUCCCCCUCCCUUAUGCCCCUCCUCCCCGUUAAAUAAAGGUUACUUACCUUUUCCCGGCGACAAUGUCCAAUGAUGCUGAGUUGAUGUGCUGCCCCCUCUGACGUCCCACGAUGAGCAGGGUCUAAUGCACAUGUGCAGCAAAUGCUGUGUGCACAUUAGACCUCCCCAUAGGAAGGCAUUGAAUCAAUGCUUUCCUUGGGGGGAAAAUAUGACACUGGAGGUCCUCAUUUAGAGCAUGAGGACGUCCAGCGUCAGAUAACAGACAAAAGGUUCUUUUCAAUUCCCUCUAGUUGCUGUCCGGUAGACUGCUACUGAGGAGAGAGUUAAAACUGCAAUGUAUACAUUGCAGUUUCUAUGGAACUGUAAUGUUUUACAUUGCAGCACGAAGUGUAAAAGGGACCACUUCAAUGAGGUGAAGUUGUCUGGGUGCUUACUAUGUCCCUUUUAUUUAUUUACACAAACAGGCAAAGGAAUCUGCUUACUAUUGCAAAAAUCCAUAAAAUACACAGUAUUAAAUGUCACCUUGGUUUCUGUUUCCAUUUUCACCGUGGGUUUUGGCAGUCAUCUCCAUAAUGGGACAUGUUAAGAUUUGGGGGUUUUUUGUAAUGGGAAGAUAUAGAGAAAGAAGAAGAUCUAUAGUAAAACUAUGCACCUUCUCCUCAACAGAAACGAAAAUGAUAGAAAAAUGAGAGUAACGCGGGUUCAAUGAAAUGUUUAAGAGGGACAGAAAACGGGUUAAACAGAUUGUGAAGAAGAUUGUGAAGCAUGUUAAAGAAGGCUCUGAUGUUGUUUAAAGGGACACUGUACACACCCAGACAACUUUAGCUCAUUGAAGUGGUCAGGGUGCAAUGUCCCAUGUCUCUUAAUCCUACAGUGGUAAUUAUUGCAGUUUCUGAGGGACUUCCUAGAGGGACUUCCUGAAUUGAAACAGACCUUUGGUCUGUUAUCUGAUGCUGGACAUCCUCACGCUCUGCAAGAGGACAUCCAGCGUCAGAUUUUUCCCUAUAGGAAAUUCCUAAUGAGAGCGCGGCCAUUGUCGUGCAGGCGCGUUAGGUCUUAGGAGGAGCAUGGGCGAAGCCUAACCCAGCACCGAGGGACAUCAGGGCUGGAUUUAAGUAAGUGACUGAAGGGGUUUAACCCCUACAGUGUUGCGGGUGGGGGGCGGGAGGAGGAGGGUGUUAGGCAGGGGGCACUGUAGGACUCUAUAGUGCCAGGAAAACGGCUUUGUUUUCCUGGCACUAUAGAAUCCGGUUAAACACACCCAAUAUCUUAAUGCCAGUAUUUGACUUUGCAGUUUACACUAUAAAAGCAUUACUUUAAAAAAAUUUAAAAAUUUUACUGACUGCAGAUUAAAAUCCGAUAAUUUUUAGACCUUCUCGUCCCUUUGGCUGCCGGCACUGAAACAAUGGGCUCUCCGUGCACAGAUCAAGCUGACAGUAUGAGGAGGGAGCAUGCAUGUUUUAUAUGACCUGGACCUUCUUGCCUAUCUUCCUCCAGCUACGUCCAUACUCUGUCAGUUUCCUAGCUGGAUUUGUACAUAAAACCGCAGAGCUAUAGGAGCAGUAGUUGACCCGCCGGCCAUACAUUGGCUGACAUUGUCAGCUGACCUCUUUCAGCCCAUAAAUGCAAGUCUGCGGAUAGGAACAUUACACUUCUGGCAGCAAAGUAACUAACCUUCGUAUGUGCAGCAUUCCAAAGCGAAACACUGAACAUACAGACUCCAGGCACCAUGACCACUUUAAAUCAAUGAAGUGGUUAUGGUGCUUCGAGUAACCCUUGAAUGAGCAGAAUUCUGCAGAACGUUUAGCUGUUUUUUUGUUUUUUUUUGCAAAAACCAUGCAUAAUGGAAAAUACAGCAUAUUCUUUAGGUUGAAAGCUUUAAAAUGAAUCGAGUUAUAUUGAUGCUCAGAGUGUCCAGUGUUUAUCUAUUCUAUUUAGAUCUUGUUCCAGUGUAUUAAAAAUAAAUCAAACAACGUGAAAUUAUCUAUUUCUGAUAUUUAAGUUUUUUUAUUAGUGUGUGCUUUCCUUCUGACGCAGGCAUCAGGUGUUCGAGUUGAUGAUUCUGUUAUCCAGCUAUUUCAAGAAAUGAAGCUCAUGAGAUCUGGGAAAAAAGCUGUGUUUUUUGGAUUCAGUAAAGAUGAGAAAUUCAUCAUUGUGGAGAAAGGAAAGGAAAUUCUUUCACGAGACUGCAACGGGGACUUCUUCUCACGUUUAAAAUCAAUGUUUCCGGAGACCAAGUGCAGCUACGCUUUACUGGACAUAGAUUACAUAACUGGUGAAUCAAAGAAGCAGGACCUCAUUUUUGUAUUAUGGUAA
This is a messenger RNA of Pelobates cultripes (western spadefoot toad), 15268 nucleotides long. The record is from the annotation of a GenBank genome assembly. NCBI's taxonomy places the organism in Eukaryota, Metazoa, Chordata, Amphibia, Anura, Pelobatidae.